AUUCGAUCAGUGCCACGAAAAAAAUGGAAAACCUAUCGCUAACUGGUUUGUUGAAGAGAGCCGCGUCGGAUUUCCCAACCCGGCGAGCCCUCUCAGUCUCCGGAAAAUUCGAUUUGACCCACGCGCGGUUACACGAGCUUGUCGAUCACGCCGCCUCUCUCUUGCUCGCCGCCGGCAUCUCCCCCGGAGACGUCGUCGCCCUCACCUUCCCCAAUACCGUCGAGUUUGUGGUGGCGUUUUUGGCCGUCAUUCGAUGCCGAGCCACAGCGGCGCCGUUGAACUCGGCUUACACGGCGGAAGAGUUCGAAUUCUCUAUAUCGGACUCAGAAGCCAAGCUUCUGAUAACGCCCAAGGAAGGGAACAAAUCGGCCGAAGCGGCGGCUUCCAAGCUCGGAAUCCCUCACGUGACCGCCACGCUCCGUGAUGGCGAAUCCGAACUCUCUCUCUCCUCCACAUCGGACGUGACCGCCGAGUCGACGUCGGUCGCCGGAAUCGUCAACGACCCGUCGGACGUGGCGCUCUUCCUCCAUACCUCCGGCACCACGAGCCGGCCUAAGGGCGUGCCGCUCACGCAGCUCAACCUAGCCUCCUCGGUGCGAAACAUCGUCUCGGUGUACAGACUCACCGAGUCGGACUCGACCGUGAUGGUCCUGCCCUUGUUCCACGUCCACGGCUUGAUCGCCGGCUUGCUGAGCUCUCUGUCCGCCGGAGCCGCCGUGACGCUCCCGUCCGCCGGAAGAUUCUCGGCGUCGACGUUCUGGUCCGACAUGCGCGCGUACAGCGCCACCUGGUACACCGCGGUCCCUACGAUCCACCAGAUCAUCCUGGACCGCCACCUCACCCGACCCGAACCGGCCUACCCGGAGCUCCGGUUCAUCCGGAGCUGCAGCGCGUCGCUAGCUCCGUCAGUCAUGGCUCGGCUCGAGGAAUCUUUCGGCGCGCCGGUGCUGGAGGCCUACGCAAUGACCGAGGCAUCUCAUCAGAUGUCUUCGAACCCGUUACCCGAAGACGGUGGGCACAAACCCGGGUCGGUGGGUAAACCCUUGGGCCAAGAAAUGGCGGUGCUGGACGUGAACGGUGUGCCCCAGCGAGAGGGUCUGAGCGGCGAGGUGUGUAUAAGGGGACCCAAUGUGACCAAGGGUUAUAAGAACAAUCCGGAGGCCAAUAAAUCCGCUUUUUCGCUCGGGUGGUUUCACACCGGGGAUAUCGGGUUUUUUGAUUCGGAUGGGUAUUUGCAUCUUGUGGGUCGGAUCAAGGAGCUCAUUAACCGUGGAGGUGAGAAGAUAUCACCAAUUGAAGUGGAUGCAGUGCUUUUAUCUCAUCCGGACAUUGGUCAGGCUGUUGCCUUUGGGGUUCCUGAUGACAAAUAUGGUGAAGAGAUAAAUUGUGCCAUAAUUCCCAGAGAAGGGUCUCACAUAGAUGAAGAAGCGGUGCUGCAAUGUUGCAAGAAGAAUCUUGCAGCUUUCAAGGUCCCCAAGAAGGUUUUCAUCACUGAUUCUCUUCCAAGAACUGCUACCGGGAAGAUUCAACGGCGGGUAGUAGCGGAGCAUUUCCUUGCUCAAAUCUCCACUGCCAAAGUGCCCAAGUUUGGAGCCUAAUCUGUUUCCCCAAACCAUUCACAUGUCAAUGGUAGAAAUACCAGCCAUUUAAUUUUUAGCUCCGAUCACUUUUUCUUGUGUUGGAAAAUUCUUUUGCCAGUUGUUGGUUAAGAAGACACGGCUCUAGACUCUUUUCUUCUC
Alnus glutinosa is the source of this 1739-nucleotide messenger RNA. Its product is annotated as probable CoA ligase CCL9. Gene Ontology annotation, molecular function: medium-chain fatty acid-CoA ligase activity. The transcript is spliced from 4 exons. Gene Ontology annotation, biological process: fatty acid metabolic process. The coding region runs from base 24 to 1598 and encodes 524 amino acids. The record is from RefSeq and is a predicted model, not a curated record. NCBI's taxonomy places the organism in Eukaryota, Viridiplantae, Streptophyta, Magnoliopsida, Fagales, Betulaceae.